AUGACGAAUCAACAAACAGAUUCUGAAGAUAUAAUUGAAGAGAGAGUAAUCAAUGAAGAGUAUAAGAUAUGGAAAAGAAAUACACCCUUCUUAUACGAUAUGCUGAUGUCACAUUGUCUAGAAUGGCCAAGUUUAACUGCUCAAUGGUUACCAUCUGUAGAAAAGACUGGAAGGGAUUAUUCCGUUCACCAUUUAAUACUUGGCACUCACACGUCAGAUGAACAAAAUCACUUACUGAUAGUUACAGUUCACCUGCCAAAUGAUCAAGCAGAAUUCGAUGCAAGUGCUUAUGAUAAUCAGCGGGGUGAUUUUGGUGGAUUUUAUUUUCCAUCUGGAAAGUUGGAAAUAUCAAUGGAAAUCAACCAUGAAGGAGAGGUGAAUCGUGCUCGGUUCAUGCCACAAAACCCAGAUAUAAUAGCUACUAAAACACCAAGUGGAGAUGUUUUAAUAUUUAAUUAUCCGAAUCAUCCUCCGAGUUCACCAAUGGAGCAAGGUUGUCGACCAGAUUUACGUCUUACGGGUCAUCAUAAAGAAGGUUAUGGAUUGUCGUGGAAUGUAUUACUCAGUGGUCAUCUUCUUUCAGCCUCUGAUGAUCAGACAAUAUGCUUGUGGGAUAUUAAUGCAGCACCGUUGGACGGUUGUAACCUGAACGCCAUGGCUAUCUUUACAGGACAUCAUUCAGUUGUAGAAGAUGUUUCAUGGCAUCUUUUUCAUGGAAAUAUUUUCGGUUCAGUAGCUGAUGACAAUAAACUUAUGAUUUGGGAUACACGUAGCUCGAAUCGUAGUAAACCACAACAUCAAGUUGAUGCGCAUACAGCCGAAGUGAACUGUCUGGCUUUUAAUCCAUUCUCUGAGUUUAUUAUUGCAACAGGCAGUGCGGACAAGACGGUGGCUCUUUGGGAUCUACGCAAUCUGCGAUUGAAACUGCACUCUUUUGAAUCUCAUCGAGAUGAAAUAUUUCAGGUUCAAUGGUCACCACAUAAUGAAACUAUACUCGGUAGUUCAGGUACUGAUCGACGUCUUCAUGUUUGGGAUUUAAGCAAAAUUGGUAUCGAUCAGUCGCCUGAAGAUGCAGAUGAUGGUCCACCUGAAUUAUUAUUCAUACAUGCUGGGCAUACAGCAAAGAUUUCCGAUUUUUCAUGGAAUGCUAAUGAUCCAUGGACUAUUUGUUCUGUUUCUGAGGAUAAUAUUUUACAAAUUUGGCAAAUGGCGGAAAAUAUAUAUAAUGAUGACGAAAUAGAAUUGGGCAAUAUAGAUCUUGAAGAACAACACUAA
Molecule: messenger RNA, 1275 nt
Organism: Trichobilharzia regenti
Lineage: Eukaryota; Metazoa; Platyhelminthes; Trematoda; Strigeidida; Schistosomatidae
Source: the annotation of a GenBank genome assembly